GAACAUCGUAACUUUUUCAUCUUUUCCCAUAAAAAGCCAAUUCCUUUUCAACGACCAGACAGAAUCUCUGGUUCCACACUCUAGUCAAGUCAAGGGUCGGCUUGAAUCUUGCGUCUUUUGGAUCCCAGUCGCCUCUUGACUUACCCUCAUUGAAAUCGUUUCCCUCUCCGAUUCGGGUUUCCUCUUCCGUCUUCGAUUUCGCCCAAGUUCGUGUUCGACUUCUCGAUUGAAUUCCUUUUUUUCUCUUCAGCUGAUUUCGGUUUCCUUUGGUGGGUUCGCCCAUGAUGUCGUUGGCUUGCCGGAAUCUUGAUUUUGCCGCGAGCGUUCUCGAUCUUGUCGGGCGUUCGAAGACUGUUUCCAAUCUCAGCGGAAGUAGAACAGGUUCGACUGGUCGGAAAUUGAUUUGCUUUGGAAGAAAUGGUCGUAGCAGUUGUCGCGCCUCCUCCACAAACGCCCCAGAGAUGUUGACAAACGGAGUUGAUCAAAGUGGUCUACUGAAUUUGAAUAAAGAGGCAAAGAAGCCGAUUCCUUUGGCCAACUUGUUCAAAGUCGUGGCUGAUGAUCUAGAGACUCUGAACCAGAAUCUUCUUGAUAUUGUCGGUGCAGAAAACCCGGUUUUGAUGUCUGCAGCCGAGCAGGUAUUCGGGGCUGGUGGUAAGAGAAUAAGACCGGCUCUUGUUUUCCUGGUUUCGAGAGCCACAUCAGAAUUAUCCGGGUUGAUUGAACUCAGGCAGAAACACAAGCGUUUAGCUGAGAUCGUGGAAAUGAUCCAUACCGCGAGUUUGAUUCAUGACGACGUGUUGGACGAAAGUGACAUGAGAAGAGGAAGGGAGACCGUACACCAGAUUUACGGUACAAGAGUGGCCGUCCUGGCAGGCGAUUUCCUGUUCGCUCAAUCUUCUUGGCGCCUUGCAAAUCUUGAGAACCUUGAAGUCAUUAAACUCAUUAGCCAGGUCAUCAAGGAUUUCGCUAGCGGUGAGAUAAAGCAAGCGACAAGAUCAUUUGACUGUGAUCUUGAACUAGAAGAGUAUCUGCUCAAGAGUUACUACAAGACAGCCUCCUUAGUAGCUGCCAGCUUAAAAGGAGCUGCAAUCUUCAGCCGGGUUGAUCAGGACAUCAUUGAACAGAUGUUCCAGUUCGGUAAAAACCUCGGUCUUUCCUUCCAGAUAGUCGAUGACAUUCUUGAUUUCACACAAUCCUCCGACCAGCUGGGAAAACCAGCUGCUAGUGACCUUGUAAAAGGCAAUCUCACCGCCCCCGUGAUCUUUGCUCUCAGAGAAGAGCCAAGGCUACGGGAAAUUAUCGAAACAGAGUUCUGUGAAGAAGGGUCACUAGAUGAUGCCAUUGAACUGGUCAAGAAAUCAGGGGGUAUCGAUAAAGCUCGUGACUUGGCUACAGAAAAAGCUGAUCUCGCCAUUCAAAACCUCCAUCGUCUUCCUCGGAGCGUAUACAGGUUGGCUCUUGAAGAUAUGGUCAUGUUUAAUCUCGAAAGAAUCGAUUAGUUUCCGAGUAAAACCCGAAGGUGAGAUCUUUUCGGGAAGGGUCUCAGAGAAAAAGCUUAAAGUUCAAGCCUUUGCUUCAGCGACAGAACACACAUUCUUCAACACACCAUAGAUUAUUUAUAGGGUGAUGUCUUUAUGUUUAUUGACUCUUUUUCAAAUACAGAUGUUUCACUUUUCAAUGUUAAGUUCUUGAUUACAGAAACUUGCACAAUUAUCUUUGUUAACCACUAUAAAGAUCGAGACCAAGUCCCAGUUUUUGGGAUAUA
Tarenaya hassleriana is the source of this 1768-nucleotide messenger RNA. RefSeq names its product solanesyl diphosphate synthase 2, chloroplastic-like. The coding region runs from base 282 to 1502 and encodes 406 amino acids. The record is from RefSeq and is a predicted model, not a curated record. Gene Ontology annotation, molecular function: prenyltransferase activity. Gene Ontology annotation, biological process: plastoquinone biosynthetic process; isoprenoid biosynthetic process. The transcript is spliced from 7 exons. Lineage: Eukaryota; Viridiplantae; Streptophyta; Magnoliopsida; Brassicales; Cleomaceae. Gene Ontology annotation, cellular component: chloroplast.